Pogona vitticeps (central bearded dragon) is the source of this 9989-nucleotide messenger RNA. It is a transcript of the gene PRRC2C, whose product is annotated as proline rich coiled-coil 2C. The record is from RefSeq and is a predicted model, not a curated record. Gene Ontology annotation, biological process: hematopoietic progenitor cell differentiation. Lineage: Eukaryota; Metazoa; Chordata; Lepidosauria; Squamata; Agamidae.
GCUUGCGUGGUGAUGUCAGACGCCGUUAGGCGCCGCCGGCUUGGCUAACCGCCCGCCAUCUUGGCCCGCUUGGUGUGGAAGCGGCUCUAGCGGUUGCUUCGGCCUCGGACUACAAAUCCAAGAUUCUAGAUCUACAUUUAUUAUCCAGUUAAAGCAAAGCAUAGCAGGAAGAUUGGAGAUUCCGGACUCAAUGAACUGAAAUGUCGGAAAAGUCAGGCCAGAGCACAAAAGCAAAGGAUGGAAAAACCAAGUAUGCAACAUUUAGUUUAUUUAACACUUACAAAGGAAAGACUUUGGAAACACAGAAGACUACAGUUACAGCACGCCAUGGAUUGCAGAGUCUUGGGAAAGUUGCCGUUUCACGGAGGAUGCCCCCUCCUGCUAACCUUCCCAGUCUUAAAGCAGAAAACAAAGGCAAUGAUCCUAAUAUAAACAUUGUGCCUAAGGAUGGCACGGGAUGGGCUUCUAAACAAGAACAACAUGAGGAAGAAAAACAGCCAGAAGUGCCACAGACCCAACCAAAGCCUGUAGUUUCUACUCCCCCAGAAGCACCUCCUGUUACCAAAUCAUGGGCCAGUACUAAGCAAGGUGGGCAGGGCGAUGGUCCUGGAGUACAAAUAAAUAGCUAUUUUCAGCAAGAGUUUCCUAGUCUGCAGGCAGCUGGAGAUCAGGAAAAGACAAGUAAAGAAAAGGAUAUCACUGAAGAACCUUAUGGUCCUGGGCCCAGUUUGCGACCACAAAAUGUUGCUAGCUGGAGAGAAGGUGGAGGCAAAAAUUUGAACUCUCCAAACUCGCCAACUGAUCAAGAAGCAAAACCUCUUGCUCAAGAAGAUGGUAAUAUGCCUGGACCACUAGAACAAAAUGAUGGUUUGAAGGUACAAGAGAAGAGAGAUAUAAGGAUAGCACAGCCUCCUCAACCAAAGCUGAAUGGUCAGCAACAGCCUGGAAUUAUACCUCAAUACAGAGCAAUGAUACCACCUUAUAUGCUGAAUCAGUACCCUAAACUGGCAUAUCCUCCAGUGCCGAGUCCUAGUAGAUUCUCAUCACCAUCUGAAAUCAACAGAGGACCACCAAGGGGAAGAGCACCCUCUUCAUGGGGCUCAGAAGCUAUAGAACGUCCCGCCAUCUUAAGUGCUAAUGAACUCAAAGAACUUGAUAAGUUUGAUAAUUUGGAUGCUGAAGCUGAUGAAGGCUGGGCUGGAGCCCAAAGUGAAGUUGAUUAUACUGAACAGUUAAACUUCAGUGAUGACGAUGACCAAGGAAGUAACCAGAAGGAGCAGGGUAGCAGUAAUGAAUCUACAAAGGAUUUGGAGAAAAAAAAUGGGGAAGAAAAUAAAUCAUCUCCCACUUCUUUACAGUCAGUUGGAUCCAAAGGUCCUUGUAGCAAAAGCAAUCAGUUUGAUCAGGGACGGGGUGUAUCACCAGUGCAGACUUCAGUGCUUGAGAGGAGUACUUCUGGGCUCCAUCCAAAAUCUGUUUUGCAGCAUUCAGUUCCAGAUCGUUUAGGGGGGCCAGGAAGACAAGGUCCCUUUCCUCCUAGGCCAGUACCAGAUGAGGAUGAGAUUUGGAAGCAGAGACGAAGGCAACAAGCAGAAAUAUCUGCAGCAGUAGAACGAGCUCGUAAACGGCGAGAAGAAGAGGAGCGAAGAAUGGAAGAGCAAAGAAAAGCAGCAUGUGCUGAGAAGUUAAAACGGUUAAAUGAGAAAUUUGGAUGUGUAACAAAACCAUCCCGGGAAGACCUAUUGAAGGAAAAAGUCAAGGAAAAGGAAAUUGAAAAGGGGAAGGAAAAUGAAAAUGAGAAAGAUAAGGUGAUAGUGACUGAAAGAGAGGAGAAAGAAAGCCAAGACAAGGAAGAGGAGCUGGAGAAGGAGACGGGAAGAGAAAAGGAGGAGAAGGAAAAGGCAGAUGAGAAACCUGAAGCUGAAAUGUCUGAGCCUCAGAAGUCAGUCACGCCACCUCCAAAAGUAGAGAAGCCACCAGAAAGUGAAAGCAGCAGUGAGGAGCCAAAAGCCCACCACCCACCAUGCACAGAGCAUCAGACAGUUUUCACCACACAAGAAAACAAUCAUAAUGAAAGAGAAGGUUCUCAUGAAAGUGAGCCUGAUUCCAGUGCUCAGCCUCGUCCUGCAAUUUUGUCCGGCUAUUCAAAACAGUUUCAGAAAGCAUUGCCACCCAGGUUUCAGAGGCAACAGGAACAGAUGAAACAGCAACAGUGGCAGCAGCAACAAGGGGUACUGCCACAGUCUACACCAUCACAACCUUCUAGUGGCCCUGUUCCACCGCCAUCACACAGACCACUGUAUCAACCCAUACAGCCACACCCUCCACAUUUGACCUCUAUGAGCUUUGAUCCACGGUGGCUUAUGAUGCAGUCUUAUGUGGAUCCACGGAUUAUGUCAGGAAGGCCUGCAAUAGAUAUGCCACCUAUGCACCCAGGAAUGAUACCUCCUAAACCACUACUGAGAAGGGAUCAGAUGGAAGGGACAGGAACAGGAUCAGAUUCUUUUGAUCAUGUUACACGAUCAGCAAGGGAGCAUGGUGUACCACUGUCUGAACCACGCAUGAUAUGGGGGUCAGAACCCUAUUCUUCCACAGAGCCUCAGCAGGCUAGUACCCCUCCAAAAAUCUUAGAAGAAAGUGAAGAUCUAAGGCCAGAUUCACUUCUGGAUCAAGAACAAAUGGUUGUUCAGGCAGUUUACUCAGGAGAUAAGAGUCCAUUGGACCCCCAUACAAAAACAGACAUAUUCAAAGAACCCAGUGAAGAGAGCACACAGAAAUCUUUGAACAGGUCUUUAGAAGAUGCACAGCCUUGCCAAACUAACAUAUCAGAUCUUCCUGUAAGUUUUGAAGUAACUGCAGAACAUGUUUCACAGAUCUCCAAGGAAGAGCCUGUGCCUAUAGAAGACAAUAAUUAUUCCUUGAAAAGGAGCUUUUCGCAUGAAUCUAACCAUUCUCUGAAAUCGGAAGAACAAGGGGAAGAAGCACACACCAGUGUUUCCAAAAUAAACAGCAGGCACAUUGAACCAAAAGAGACAGUAGUUGAAAGAGUGGAUAGCAAACCAAAAAAGGAAGGGUUCCCAACUAAUAGGCUGUCAGAAGGACCAAAACCUGAAAAAUCCUUCAAACCUAAAUCUGAAACCAGGUGGGGUCCAAGACCAAACUAUGGCAGAAGAGAAGAAGGUAGUGACAGGCCAGUACGAAGGUCUGGUCCUAUCAAAAAGCCUAUUCUUAGAGACAUGAAAGAAGAGCGUGAGCAAAGAGAAGAGCGUGAGCAGAAGAAGGAACGAGAGGGGGAAAAACUUGGAAUUGAGAAAGUUGGCAAAACUGAGAAAAAGGAACCACUGCAGGUACCACUUGCCAGGGUAGAACCAGAAAAUGCUAUUAUAGAUAGUAAAAAGACAUCGCAAAGCACACCACAGACGUCAGAGUCCGUAGAGAGCCCCUUGGAGUCUGUAGGCACAUCUGCUGUGCAGCAGCCUCCCCUCCUACAGCAGGCAUCAGUGCCUCCCGUCAUGCAGCAGGCAGCAGUGAUAGCACCAGUGCCUCAGCAGCCAUCUAUGGUCCAGUCACCCCCACCUACAAUUUCCCAGCCUCCUAGUCCACAAGCUGCAGCUGAACCUCCACCCCUUACUAUCCAGCCGCAACCAGUUCAGCAACCUGCUAAUACAACAAAGGAGGAAAAACAGCCAGAGAAAUUAAUUAACAAAGAACGAACUGUAGAAAGACCUAGAAUGGAAACCAGACCUGUAAAAAGGGAACCUGGUUUACCUCCUAGAACAUACUGGAAAGAAGCUAGGGAGAGAGACUGGUUUCCAGACCAAGGAUACAGGGGCAGGGGGCGUGGGGAGUAUUAUUCUAGGGGGCGUAGCUACAGAGGUUCUUAUGGAGGAAGGGGUCGAGGUGGGAGAGGCCAUAAUAGAGACUAUCCUCAUUACAGAGACAACAAGCCUAGAGUGGAGCAUGUGCCUUCUGGUCCUCUGAGACAGAGAGAGGAGAGUGAAACCCGUAGCGAGAGUUCUGAUUUUGAAGUAAUUCCAAAACGGCGGAGGCAAAGAGGCUCAGAAACUGACUCUGAUAGUGAGGUGCAUGAAAGUGCAAGUGAUACUCUUCUAUCAGACAAGGAGAGUUUAAGCAAAGGCAAACAUCCUAAAAGGGAAGAAAAAGCAGAGGGGAAAAAACCUGUGAAACCCCUUUUAUCUUUCAAACCUGAAAAUAACAUUCGUGGGGAAAACAGAGUUCUAGACAAAACUUAUGGAAGGGAAGAGGAGAAUAAACCAAAACCAGGUUUUCUUCCUAAAGGAGAACCUUCCAGGCGUGGAAGAGGGGGAAUGUUUAGACGUGGAGGUAGGGAUCCAGUUGGCCGACCACCACGGCCAUCUACUCUUAGGAGACCAGCAUACAGAGAAACACAGUGGAACCCAAGACAGACAGAAGCCACCAAAGUUGAAGAUGGAGAACCCCAACGGAGGCAUGAACAUUAUACCUCUGUACCACUGGAUAAAAGGCCACCUGCAAAAUUUGAGAGGAAAUUUGAUCCUGCUAGGGAAAGGCCUCGGAGACAAAGGCCCACUCGACCUCCUAGACAGGAUAAGCCGCCUCGCUUUAGACGUCUGAAAGAGAGAGAGGCAGCAUCAAAAAUAAAUGAGGCUGCAACUAGUUCAUCAUCAAGUGCUGCAGUGAGCAAUGCUGUGAAUGAGCAGCCGAGUACUGCUUUGGAGGUUUCAGGAAGUAAGACACCAGACCUUUCCAAUCAGAAUUCCUCAGACCAAGCAAAUGAAGAAUGGGAAACUGCAUCAGAAAGUAGUGAUUUUAAUGAGAGGCGUGAGAGGGAUGAGAAAAAGUUAGCAGAUAUUCCUGCACAGGUAGUUGUUAAAACAGGAGAAGGUACACAAACCCCCAAAAGAGAAAUAGCCAAGAGAAGUUUUUCCAGUCAGCGACCAGGGAUUGAUCGGCAAAAUCGCCGGGGUAAUAGUGGACCAUCAAAAUCGGGACGGAACUUCCCAGGUCCAAGAAAUGAAAGGAGGAGUGGCCCUCCAGGAAGAAGUGGAAAAAGAGGUCCAUUCGAGGAACAGACACCGGUAGUAAUCAGUGCAGAGCCAGUCAGCAGCACUUUACAUCAGGAAGAAAGUGGAAACAGUGCUGCUGUUCUAAAAGGUUCCAAGGAUGUCAACAAGAAACGUGAAGAGCUGAAAGCUUGCCCAAAGAAACCUAAAGAGAAAAUGGAUGCAAUCUCUCAAUUUGACCUUAACAACUAUGCAAGUGUUGUCAUUAUCGAUGACCACCCUGAAGUGACUGUAGUUGAAGACUCCCAAUCCAACUUAAACAAUGAUGGUUUUACUGAAGUGGUAUCAAAAAAACAACAAAAACGCUUGCAGGAUGAAGAACGUAGAAAGAAGGAAGAACAAACUGUGCAGGUAUGGACAAAAAAGAGUUCAAAUGAAAAAGGAAGGUGCUCAAAUUCCAAGCUGCCACCUAGGUUUGCCAAAAAACAACAGCAGGCAACAGCGGCGGCGGCAGCAGCAGCAGCUCAGCAAGCUCAGGCUCAGCCACAGAUUCCAUUGCAAUGUGUGCCUCAUAUUCCAAGUACACAGACUUCAGUUCAGCCACAAGCACAGACAACCUGUUUGGUGAACAGUGCAGAAUAUACAGCAACAAGCAAAAAUCUGCAAAAUGCACCUUCCCAUAAUUCUGUGGGAACUGAAUUGUGGGACAAUAAAGUGCCGCCUACAGCAGUCCUGAGUGACAUCUCUAAAAAAUUGGGACCCAUAAGUCCUCCACAGCCUCCUUCAGUCAGUGCAUGGAAUAAGCCCUUAACGUCGUUUGGAUCAGCUACAUCUCCAGAGGGAUCAGCAGCUGGACAGGACAGUGGAAUUGAUUUGGGAAUAGAACCUAUUCAGUUUGGAGCUCCAGCUUCCAGUGGGAGUGACAAUGAAGUUGGCACAGUUUCAGAGAAACCCUCUGAAAAGCUUCUUGAACCAAAAGAGCAGAGGCAGAAGCAGCCCCGGGCAGGACCUAUAAAAGCACAGAAGCUUCCAGAUUUAAGUCCAAUUGAAAAUAAAGAGUACAAACCUGGUCCAAUUGGGAAAGAGCGGUCGCUAAAGAACAAAAAAGUAAAAGAAGCUCAGCAAGGUGACUCUGAGGGGCAAGAAAAACCCACUCCUACUUCAGUCAGAAAUUCAGACUCCAUUACUUCUAAAGAAACAAAGACAGCUGCUGAACUUGGUACUGAAAUAGGAACAAUGAUAUCAGUAUCUGCUUCAGAUUUUGGAACAACCCAGAAGGAGUCUGUAACAGACUAUACAGCGCCUUCUUCACAUUCCAAUACGGUGGCAACAAGCAGUGCAAAGAUGGAAGAAGCUUUAGUAACAAAUGUGCCCCUGCCCCACACCCUCCCCCUCUCUAGGAGGGAGACUCUACAACAGAGCUCCAGCCUAACUCCAGUUUCUCCCGCUACCAUCGACCUCACCCUCAAGAUGGAGUCUGCUCGCAAAGCAUGGGAAAAUUCACCAAAUGUGGGGGAGAAGAAUUCACCAGUGACAUCAUCGGCAUCUCCUGUCACUGGUGUCAAUAGUGGUGGUGGGAGUGGAGGUGUGAGCAGUAGCAGCAGCAGUGGACCAACCAGUGGUACAUACAGUUCUUUCUCAAGCGCGUCAAUGCCCCCCAUUCCUGUGGCUUCAGUUACACCCACAACAUCAUUGUCAGGAGCUGGAACUUACACCACCUCUUCGCUGAGUACAAAAACCACCACCACCUCUGACCCACCUAACAUCUGUAAAGUGAAACCACAACAAUUACAAACAAGUAAUUUGGCAUCUGCGGGUCAUUUCUCCCAGCUAAGCUGUAUGCCGUCACUCGUUGCUCAGCAACAGCAGAGUCCACAGGUCUAUGUUUCUCAGUCAGCAGCAGCUCAGAUUCCAGCUUUCUAUAUGGAUACAAGCCAUCUGUUCAACACUCAGCAUGCACGUUUGGCUCCUCCUUCACUGGCACAACCGCAAGGAUUUCAAGCAGGUCUGUCACAGCCUGCUUCAGUUCAGCAGAUACCAAUCCCUAUUUAUGCACCUUUGCAAGGGCAGCAUCAAGCCCAGUUGAGCUUAGGCGGAGCACCUGCUGUCUCUCAGGCUCAGGAAUUGUUUAAUUCUCCAUUGCAGCCCUAUAGAUCCCAGCAAGCAUUUAUGCAGAGUGGGCUGUCUCAGCCAUCACCAGUAGUUCUUUCUGGCACAGCCUUACACAACUUCCCAGCAGUGCAACAUCAAGAGCUUGCUAAGGCACAAACAAGUCUUGCAUUUCAACAGACAUCCAACACCCAGCCUAUUCCUAUCCUGUAUGAGCAUCAGUUGAGUCAAGCUUCAGGACUUGGAGGUUCCCAGCUUAUUGAUACACAUCUGCUCCAGGCCAGAGCUACUCUUACCCAGGCCUCAAAUCUGUACUCUGGACAGGUUCAGCAACCUGGUCAGACAAGCUUCUAUAACACAGCUCAGUCUCCUAGUGCUCUUCAGCAGGUAAACUAUGGCACGGUAACAGUACCUAUACCAGGAUCACAGCUUUCUUUGCCCAACUUUGGAUCAGCAGGCCAGCCUUUAAUUGCUCUUCCACAGUCCCUUCAACCUCCAUUGCAGCACACACCACCACAACCUCAGGCUCAGAAUCUGAGUCGGCCAGCACAAGUUGGUCAGCCUUUCAGAGGCUUAAUUCCAGCUGGAACUCAGCACAGCAUUAUAACUGGGAAGAUGUCAGACAUGGACCUGAAGACCUUUGGAAACAGCAUUGAUAAACCAGGCACACCUCCAGUUUCUGGGCGAAGCACCACUCCAACUUCUAGUCCCUUCCGGAAAUAUGAAGACAGAAUGGCUGCAUACUUGCCCAUUUCCCCUUUAUUUCAACAGAGCUUGAACAGGGCUGCGUCUACAAGUCCGAAUAGUCAGUCCAAUAAAAUGAACACCAUUGUGUACCAGAAGCAGUUUCAGUCGGCAGCUGUGAGAAUGACCCAGCCUUUUCCUCCUCAGUUCGCACCCCAGAUUCUCUCUCAGCCUAACCUGGUCCCUCCAUUGGUAAGAGCCCCACAUACUAACACCUUCCCAGCGCCCGUUCAGAGGCCGCCAAUGGCACUGGCUAGUCAGAUGCCACCUCAGAUGACCACAGGUCUUUUGAGCCACCCUCGUUUGCCACAUGUGGCCAGGGGUCCUUGUGGAUCACUGUCUGGAGUCAGAGGCAAUCAGGCCCAGGCUGCGAUGAAGGCCGAACAAGACAUGAAGGCAAAACAGAGAGCUGAAGUCCUUCAGUCUACACAAAGAUUCUUUUCUGAGCAGCAGCAGAACAAGCCGCCUGGGGGCAAAAUUCAAAAAGUGGGUGACAAUGUGAAUAAAGGCCCUGAGCCGCUGGCCGACUCCUCCUCAGGAGCAUGCCAGGACAAAGCAGAGGAGAAGCAGAGUCCUGCACCUGCCACUAUCCCCAAGCCGGUUAGAACUGGACCAAUCAAGCCUCAAGCUAUCAAGACAGAAGAAACAAAAUCAUAAGUGCUGAGUGCAUUUCUGUUACUAUGGGGGUUUUUUGUGUGGAACGACAGCAGCACAAACCUAUAGCCAGCCCAAAAGGGCAAGGCAUGCUCUUUCAAGGUUGUGUGUGGGAUAAAGAGAUGCAGAUGUGAACAGCUACAGGCUCGAAAGGUCUGGUGAUCUUGAGGCAUGUAGUUUCCAUGCCACCCCAUGAAUGAGCUUGAUCUUUCUGAACAGAGUGUGAUCUUUCCUUUCCAAGGAUGUCAGAUGAGAGCUAAUUUUCCCAAGGCAUCUUCUUAGCUGAAGGUAAACAUUCUACUCUUUGUUGCUGCUGUUUCGUUUUGGGAAGAGAGGCAUAACACAGAAGGCCUUCCUGAACAACACUGGGUUUGGUUUUAUGUUACUCGGUGUCCUGAGGGAGUAUUAUAAUGAACCAAGAAAAUUUGAGGCAAUUGGUAAGUGACACAGAAGAGCUUAAUCACCCCUGCCCUUUUUAAAAAAUUCCCUGCCCCCUACACACACUUCAUUCUCUAAAUGUUGUUUGUCAGACUUCUGUAAAAGGCAGGUUGUGGCUGCUGCUAAUUUGAUAUACUGAACUCAACUAAGUUUAAAAAAUGUCAGUGGGCCCCCUUGUUACUCUCACACCAGAUAUGCAGACUUUCUGAGACCCUUUUUAGGAGUAGUAUCUUCAUUCUCCUUGAGCUGUCGCUGAGUAGCACUCGGGAAAAGAAAGCCUUUGGCCUCCAGAUGGCUUUCAGCUUAUGUCUGUAUAGAUCAGCAAGCACUUGACAUUGUGCCAGAAGAGUAAGCAUCUUAUAAAAUGGCACAUUCUUAUAUCAGAGCUGCAUCGCACCUACUUGCUCACUCCGUGGCGGGAAAUAGAAUCAAGUCAAAUAAUGCCUUCUUAAAUUGUAUCCUUCUAGUAGUAUAGCUGUAGGAGAGUACUGUAUGAUAACUUCUGUGAAUGUAAAAUACCCAUACUUGCUUAUGAUAUGUAGUUGUGACUGUGCUAUAGCAGAGCUGUUCAAUAAUGUUACUCUAGACUUUUCAGGCAAUGGUUGGAAAUUAACACAAUCACCACAUGCCACACCAGUUGCAGAACUGGCUGUUUUCUCUAAUAAAUUCCUUUUCUUCCUCUUUCCUUCCCCACUCUUUCCUGGAACAGAGUGAGCUAAAAGUCUAAUGUGUAUAAUUUUGUUCAGAUGACAGCAGAAGCUGGGAAUUGCUGCUAUUGAUGCCUAGUGAAAUGCUAUUGGUUAUCUUUUUUAUAUAAAUAUUAUAAUUUGAAGUUUUCAAAACUUAGCUGUGAUGUCAGCUUUGGGGAAGAGAUAUCCAAUUGUACUGUGAGUUGGCAUUGUACAGAAAUUAACAGCCAUAUUGGUCUAGAAAUGUUUAAACUUUUUCAUUUGUACAGGGGUAACGCACUGUAUUAAAUAUGUAAGGUCUUAUUUACAUGGGUUUGAUUACAGAAACUAAUAAAAUAUUCUCUACAUAAAA